Molecule: messenger RNA, 705 nt
Organism: Pelecanus crispus (Dalmatian pelican)
Lineage: Eukaryota; Metazoa; Chordata; Aves; Pelecaniformes; Pelecanidae
Source: RefSeq, a predicted model, not a curated record
GGGGACCUGAUUUCGCGGGCCAAGCAAAGUGGCCUGCCGGUCAAAAAGGUGGAGACCUGGUUCCGGCACCAGCGGGCCCAGGACUGGCCCAGGCUGAUGAAGGAGUUCUGUGAGGCCAGCUGGAGAUUUGCAUUCUAUUUCACUUCAUUCUUCUCUGGGCUGGCUCUCCUGUAUGAUAAGCCCUGGUUUUGGGACCACACCAUGUGCUGGCUGAGCUUUCCACAACAGCCUCUCCCGCCUGCACUGGGCUGGUUCUACCUGCUGGAGCACUCCUUCUACUGCUCACUGGUAGCCACCCUGCCCUUCGACGUGAAGAGAAAGGACUUUAAGGAACAGAUCAUCUACCACUUUGCCACCAUCACUCUGAUCUUUGUCUCCUACUGUGCCAAUCUUAUACAGUUUGGGAUGAUAGUCAUGCUGGUCCAUGAUGGCUCUGAUUAUAUUUUAGAGCUUGCCAAGAUGCUCCAUUACAUGAAAUGGAAGCGGGUCUGUGAAGCAGUCUUUAUCGCGUUUGCUGUGGUUUUCAUCAUCUCCCGGCUUGUCAUUUUCCCAUUAAUCUGUCAGAAAAGAAAACAUGCCAGAAGUGACACAGAGGAAAGUGACAGGAGCGAAGCAGAGGAUCUGGCAAAGAACAAAGAGCAACGCAGGUCUCGCUGCAAAACACCAGGAGCCAGGCAGACUCUUAAAAGCAGGGAGGCUGAAUAG